Rhea pennata is the source of this 4764-nucleotide messenger RNA. It is a transcript of the gene VANGL1, whose product is annotated as VANGL planar cell polarity protein 1. Gene Ontology annotation, cellular component: plasma membrane. Gene Ontology annotation, biological process: multicellular organism development. The record is from RefSeq and is a predicted model, not a curated record. NCBI's taxonomy places the organism in Eukaryota, Metazoa, Chordata, Aves, Rheiformes, Rheidae. The transcript is spliced from 8 exons. Bases 300 to 1880 code for a protein of 526 amino acids.
GCACCAGCCACUGCGGCCACCGCCGGGGAGCGGCGGCGGCGGUCGGUGCCGAGUGCGGCAUGGGGCGGCCGCGGGAGGGAGGUUAGGUUGAUGCUGAGUAGCACAACACCCUCCCUCCCCUGCCCUCUGGUUGGGUUCCUUGUAACUGAAGCUUCUUCAUUCCUGAAGACCAGGCCUCACUGAUGAUUGGGAAGCAAAGAGUACCCUGGAAAGCACUUUUACUACGGACUCCACCUCAGGAGCACCAGCAACUCAUCCUUUAAAUAACGUACAGUCUGUACCUCUGCUGCGCAGUCCUAAUGUCUGCUACCAUGGAUACAGAAUCAACGUAUUCAGGAUAUUCUCACUACUCAGGUCACUCCAAAAAAGCCCACAGACAAGGGAGUCGGGACAGGCACAAAUCACCACGAAGCAAAGAUGGCAGUCGAUCAGAGAAGUCCGUCACUAUCCAGACACCACCUGCAGAACCGCUGCUUGGGAAUGAUGCCUCUCGGACAGAGGAGGGCCAGGAUGAUAACUGGGGUGAGACCACAACAGCAAUCACAGGCACCUCUGAGCACAGCAUUUCCCAGGAGGACAUUGCCAGGAUCAGUAAAGAUCUGGAGGACAGUGUUGGGUUGGACUGCAAACGUUACCUGGGCUUAACAGUGGCGGCUGUUCUUGGACUGCUUGUCUUCCUUACCCCCAUCGCCUUCAUUCUGUUACCCCAAAUCCUGUGGCGGGAUGAUCUGGAGCCAUGUGGUACUGUCUGUGAGGGACUGUUCAUCUCUGUGGCGUUUAAACUCCUCAUUCUCCUGAUUGGGACCUGGGCUUUGUUCUUCCGCCAGCCCAAGGCAGAUGUACCCAGGGUGUUCGUGUUUCGGGCCCUGUUGUUGGUCCUCAUAUUUCUGUUUGUGUUUUCCUACUGGCUCUUUUAUGGUGUUCGCAUUUUGGACUCAAAGGACACCAACUACCAAGGAAUAGUGCAGUAUGCAGUGUCUCUGGUGGAUGCGCUACUCUUCAUUCACUACCUGGCCAUUGUGCUGCUAGAACUACGGCAGCUGCAGCCCAUGUUCACUGUCAAGGUAGUUCGGUCAACGGAUGGAGAAUCACGAUAUUACAGCCUGGGACACUUGAGCAUCCAGCGGGCUGCACUGGUCGUCCUGGAAAAUUACUACAAAGAUUUCACAGUCUACAACCCAACGUUGUUAACAGCCUCCAAAUCCCGUGCAGCCAAGCACAUGGCUGGCCUGAAAGUCUACAAUGUUGAUGGCCCAGGUAACAAUGCCACUGGGCAAUCCCGUGCCAUGAUUGCAGCUGCUGCUCGUCGCAGAGACUCCAGUCACAACGAGCUGUACUACGAAGAGGCUGACCACGAGCGCCGAGUUAAAAAACGUCGUGCAAGGCUCAUGGUUGCAGUAGAGGAGGCUUUCACUCAUAUCAAACGUCUCCAGGCAGAGGAACAGCAGAAAGCUCCAGGAGAGAUGAUGGAUCCACGAGAAGCAGCUCAGGCAAUCUUUCCCUCUAUGGCAAGAGCUCUGCAGAAGUACCUCCGCACCACUCGUCAGCAACAGUACCACAGCAUGGAGAGCAUCUUGCAACACUUGUCCUUCUGCAUCACCAAUAACAUGACACCAAAGGCAUUCCUGGAGCGUUACCUCAGUCCAGGCCCAACCCUCCAAUACGACAGGGAUCGCUGGUUUUCCAAGCAGUGGACGCUCGUUAGCGAGGAAGCGGUCACAAGUGGGUUACAAGACGGAAUUGUUUUUGUCCUCAAGUGCUUGGACUUCAGCCUUGUUGUUAAUGUGAAGAAAAUCCCCUUCAUCAAACUCUCAGAAGAGUUCAUAGACCCUAAAUCUCAUAAGUUCGUCCUUCGCUUACAGUCUGAGACUUCAGUUUAAGGGGUUUUGAGGGUGGGUUGUUUUGGGAUUUUUUUUUCAAUAUUGUGCUUUUGGGUUUAAUUUCCCCAAUGCUGACUGAAACUGGCAGAUGAUGGACCAGUAAUAUUUGACCAUCUGCACUUUAUUUGGAGGGGGGGGGAGGAUAUGGGAUAUCUUAUUUAGAAAGGAAUAUCUUAAGAGGCAACAGGGUGACUUGGCUCGGUUAGCUCAACUUUGGAGACAGAACAGCUUUUUUUUUUUUCUUUCUUUUUUUUUUUCACCCUUGGCAUAUUGUAAAUCUCAUGUUCUCUCUUUCUCUGCAGAAUUGCAAUGUCUGUAUUUCUGUUGGAACGCUGCCUUACGCUGUGUGUACACAUGCACUUUUGUGGCCCUGCUUUUGCCUGUAGCUAUUUCUGAGAGCACAUUGCUCACCUCUCCAGUGUAGAAGUCUGCAUGGUACCAGGAGAAUGUGCAGUCCUUUUUCACUUAGGAAGCAGAGGGAGUUUGAAGGGUGCAUGUGAAAGGGAUUCCUUUGCAAACCAUGUAAUCUUGAGACUGAAGAGUUUUUUUGUUUGUUUGUUUUUCCUCUUGCCCUUGUCCCCUCUUGUAUUAGCACUGGACCUGUAUGAGCAUAGUGGGGUAGUUUUGCUGCCUGUUGUCUCUGUGAAGCUGCUUGUCUUGCACUGGAUUAGCCCAUCUUGCAGGUGUUCAUUUUUUUUUUACCAGUGCUUGUUAGUGAAACAUCUUUAUUUUGCAUGAACAACUCCCUUGUUCUCUCCACUGUUUCACCUCUAACGCUUGCCCCUUUCUUUGUUGGACACUCCCAAAGCUCCCUGUUUGUGUUCCCUUCCAUCUGGCUUUCCAAACAUGUUUCUCUAGCCCCUGUCCCCUUGGGGUCUGCCUUACUGCUUCUUCCUUUCACACCUGCAGGGGUUGUGUAUUUAUGCUGGGACAGAGUAGGUAAGUAGCUAGCACCUUCCUAAAUAAAUCAGAGACCCUCCCUAUGUCUGACAGCCUCUUUGAGAGGAAGGGGAAUGAACGCAGGAAUGCACCUCUUGUUCUCUACAGGGCUUUAAAUGUGUCUGGAGAAAAGAGGGGCAAAAGCACUUCCCUUUCUCAGGAGAGGAGCAGGGGAAGGGCUGACCUCUGCUGUGUGCACCUGCUUUGAAGAAAGCUUGUGUGCUGAAAACACCAGAAUAUGUCCUUCCCUGCCAUUCACUUUUGGCUGUAGCUAAGAAAUACCAAACUAUAUCUGAAUGUUGAAAAUCUGCCUGCCUGCCUUGGCCUUUCUCUCCUGUGGGAGUCUCUCCUCAGUGACAGUAGCCUGCGAUUUCUCUGCUCUUGUGAGAGAGAUGCUUAGCUCUUAAAAAUCAAUUUUAUUUUCAGUUUUAUUUUUAAGGCCUUCUUUGCCCUUUAGUGCAGCAUCUGACACUUUUGUUUGUCAUGGGGUUUUGAAAUGUUUGCUUUUAAAGAUGAGCCUAAAUCAGUGUACUGAAUUCUGAAUGCUGGUGUGGGGCAUCGUGUGAUUUCUGAGCCAAAUCUGAGCCCAGUGGUGACCUGAUCUUCUGUUAGAGCUCUCCUGGAGCCCCCUGACUCUGUGGUGAUGGAUCAACAUGCAGGAAUGGAAAAGCUCAAUUUGUUCUGCCUUGUUUUUUUACCAUGCAAAUACCUAUAUUUAGUGGAAGCUGGUCAGUCUUCCAUGCAGAUGUGUCUUAUCACAGAGGGCCCAGGUUCAUGAGGUAUAUAAACAUGUGCCUUUCAUUAUGGGGGUGCAUUUUCUUACGGUGGGGCAGCUGUGACAGCCCCUGCUGUCCUCUCUGGCCUCCCCUGGCCUAGCCUUGGCUUUUUUGUCAGCCUACUGGGCUGCAUCCUCCCAGCAAGAGGCAUCCUGGCUAAGAGCGGAGAGCAGGAAUCUGCUAGUCCUGCAUGGUGUAGCUGAGCUGGGCUGGCCAGUGCCUGCAACAGGCAGGUGGGAGGAAGCAGUUACUGCAGGCUGGGGCGUUGGAAAGAGAUCAGAGGAGCUCAGCUUCUUCUGGUGCGGCAGUAAUGGCUGAGAAAGAGGUGCAUGUCCAACAACACCUGCAGAUAAUCCUGCUGGGAUCAAGGGAGCUACUUGCUGUCUGAACACCCUGAUGAGUGAAGGUCCAAAGUCGUGGUUCCCCAGCUAUGUGUCAUCUACAGCAUCCUGAACUCUUCCUGCCAAUGGACGCUUUCUUCCGAAUGCAUAAUAUUUACCAGGAUACAGUCCUCUCAGUGUAACGCACAAGAAAUGGUUGUAAAGAAACUAGAUAGUUUGCUACACAGCAGGAUCCAGGAUCAGGCCUGUACCCCUUGCGAGGUGAGAAGUAGGUAGAGUUUCACUGCUGUAAACUUACUGUUUGGAGUUUUUUGUAGGUCAAACUUCCUGGUAGUCUGUAUGGGGAUUUUUUAUUGAUUGUGGCCUUUGCAGUAUUUUAAUUUAAAAAAUACCAGAUUGUUUUAUAUCCUCUCCUUAAAAGGUGGAGAGGGCUUAUAGUAACUCGCAUAGAUCUCAUAAGGAUGUAUGUAGUUGGCUUUUAUGAUGUGCGUAACCAACAAGGAUGGGAGAGCCUGGGAGUAGCUUGGGAGACUCUGGAGCACUUAGGAUUGCAUUCAGGCUGCUGCCUGUGGCUGAAUUGGCUCAUCUGUGAGAAGCCAGAACAAGAACUACCUUGCCAGGAGCUUGGGUGUGUCAUAUGUGUGUGAAAGCACCUUUUUUUUUCAGGCACCUUGGUAAAAACCUUCUUUCCCAGGAAUUCCUGCCCCUUUCUUUUGCCCUCCCUCCUGGGGGUGGGGGGAUGUUGUCUGACAGUAUCUGCUCAGGAAAUUAUGUCUUAGUCUUUAAUUAUUGCAUUAAAUCCUUAAACACAUGGAAAACCAGACAGAA